UGAUUAUUCGGGGUGAGAUGGUUGGUGAUGUCUUGAAUAAGCUCCUGGCUUGUUCGCUGUCAGAAAAGGAGGCGGGUGGCUUUGAGCUGCGCACUGAUGAUGUGAAAGCUAGUAAGGAGGAAUGCGAGUGGAGUUUGUUCGGGAAGGUGGUGGGGGAUAUACCAGCUAGUAUCAUGGGUGUGAAGCGGACUAUGAGCAGUAUUUGGAGACUCCAAAAAUCGAUGGAGGUGAAGGAGAUCAGUUCAAAUUAUUUUCAGUUUAUAUUCUCGUCUAUGGAGGAUAAAGCAAAGGUAGCUGCGGGUAAUAACUGGCUCUUUGAGAAUCAGUACCUGAUACUAACCGAGUGGAAUGAUGGGUUGCAUAGCAAUCACCCAUGUUUUGAGGAGAUCAAUAUCUGGGUCCAGGUGAUGAAUGUCCCACUCAACUGGAUGUGCACAGAAGCGGGAAUGAGGAUAGGGCAAAUCUUCAAUAAGGUGAAAAAUGUGGUGGUUUGUAAAGUGGGAGGUGAAGCUGGGAGUUUCUUUAAAAUUCUUGUUGCAUUAAACCUGAAAGAGCCUAUUCCCAGAUGUACUGUUGUUAAGCUGGGUGAACAGAGCACUAUGGUUGCUUUCAGGUAUGAGAGACUUGUGAACUUAUGCUACUACUGUGGGAGGAUAGGGCACCUAGACAGGGGGUGUCUGCAGAGGGAUGAGGAUAUUGAUAAGGGGAAACCAAGGGAAGGGCAAUUCGGAGAAUGGCUCAAAGUUAAGGAGACUUAUCACGGUGGGAGAAAUUAUUUUGCAAGUAGCUCUGAAGCAAAGAGUGCCCCUCCUCAGCAGCAUUCUAAUCAUGAUUCUAUAGUCUCAGCCAGUGUCACUCCUAUGAAAUUCUCUAAUCAGCAGCCUGAGGCUGCAAUGGAAAGUGAAGAGAAGGACCAGGGUGCUGAGCUUGAACCGCAGAAUUCUCAGGCUCUUCUUAUUGUACCCACUGCAGUGGAAUCUUGUCCUAACUUAAUGGAGAUGGUAGUGGAAGGUCAGCAAACUCAGGUGGAGAAUUCUGAAAUAGGGCUGAGUGUUUUGCCUACUUUGAUUCAGAAUAGUGGAGAUUGUGUGCAAGAGACGGGGGGGUUAAGAAAAGGGGCAUUGUGGAAGAGGAAAAAGAGUAGUGUGGGCAGACUGUUGAGGAUGGAUGAGAUCACUGUGUGCAGGAAAUUGGGUUUUGGCAGUAGGUGGCAUCUGGGGCCACCUAGGGGGUCUAGAGGUGGGUUGCUUGUUUUGUGGGAUGUGAAUACAGAGAUAAAGCAGAUUGUUGCUAAUGAUUUUUGUGUCCAGAUGGAGGCUAAGGGUCCUGGGAUGAGGGAGUGGAAUUGGCUUAUUUUUGUCUAUCUUAGCACUGACAGGAGGGAGAGGGCAUCUCAAUGGGAGUUUUUGGAGAUGGCCAGACUUAACUGGGGAAGGUGUUGGACCAUUGCGGGGGAUUGGAACGAUAUUGUCAAUAAUGAGGAAAAGAGAGGGGGAGUGAGAAGACAAGAAUCUAGUUUCAGAGGGUUCAGGUCCUUCAUUCAUAAUAUGGGGAUGCAUGAGGUGGAGCAGAAAGGAGCUUUUUUCACUUGGGGGAAUAACAGAGAGGGAGAUGGAUAUGUUGAGGAACGGCUUGAGAAAAUUUUCACUUCUUAUGACUGGAUGGUGGCCUACCCAAAGAUGGAGGUGGCAAAUUUCUACAGGACAGCGUCAGACCACAAUGUGUUGAUGAUGGACACUGAUAUGGAGGUUGGGAGGUACAAGAAGAGAUUUGCUUUUGAUAAAUUAUGGGCAAAGGUUGAUGGGGUUCAAGAUGCUGUUACACCUGGGUGGCAAAUUGCGGUUGAAGGAUCUGCGAUGUACCAAGUUCACCAGAAGAUAAAAAGCACUAGAAUGGCUUUGUUAGCCUGGCACAAACCUAUUCACAGAAACAGUGAGAAGGCUGUUAUAACUCUUACUGGGAAGUUGGAAGAGCUGAUAAAGGGUGGUCAUGAAAGAAAUUGGGAGGAAUGGUAUGAUCUGAAAGCUGAAUUGGAUAGGGCCCAUCAGGAAGAAGAGGCUUACUGGAGAAUGAAGUCUAGGGCUAUGUGGCUUAAGGAGGGGGACAGAAAUUCUAGAUUUUUUCAUGCGGUUGUGGCCCAAAGAAGGAAAUCGAAUUCAAUUCAGAGGCUGGUGACGGGAGAGGGAGUGAUCUGUGCUUCUAAAGAAUCCAUUGUGCAUCAUCUGGAAGGUUUCUAUUCUAAUCUUUUUUCUUCUGAUGGAAGCUAUGAGGAAGAUGAGAUAUUGCAGCAUAUUCCUUGCUCCAUUUCUGAUGAGUUGAACAAUAAUCUUAUUUCACCGGUGGAAGAGAUGGAGGUUAAGGAGGCUCU
Molecule: messenger RNA, 2368 nt
Organism: Striga hermonthica
Lineage: Eukaryota; Viridiplantae; Streptophyta; Magnoliopsida; Lamiales; Orobanchaceae
Source: the annotation of a GenBank genome assembly